Moesziomyces aphidis is the source of this 1986-nucleotide messenger RNA. The record is from the annotation of a GenBank genome assembly. Lineage: Eukaryota; Fungi; Basidiomycota; Ustilaginomycetes; Ustilaginales; Ustilaginaceae.
AUGACAGCCUCACCUUGCGCCGCGGCGCUCUCUUCCGCACUCUUCCGCUCGAUUCACCCUGGCGCGCUGCGCCAGUGCUGGGAUCCACUGCGUACGCACAACCUCCAUGCAUGCAACCGCUUCUUUGACCUUUUCGAGGACGUGACGCAUCCGACGCAGCUCGAGGGCAAGUCUUGGAUUCCAUCUCCGCUCCUCCUGCGGCUGCCACCACCCUUUCGGACGCUCAACACCUCCGACGGCAUCAACAACGCACACUCACACGCUCCGCUCCCCACCUCACACCUCGAGCGACCUCAACCUGAUCCCAGGCUGCCACAAAUUGACGCUUGCCUGCCUCGCUCCGUCUGUCAUCUCCGCCACCUCCGCCACCUGCUCGACAACCUCGACAAGUGCUACUGCCAAGCCCGCUCGUUGUUGCAGAGCCGCUGCCAAAGCCACCAUCCGGGCGCAUGUCCCACCGCCGAGCCCGCUCCUCAUUUCAUCUGUCGUCACCAGAACGUCGGCGCACCACCUCGCUGUUGUCUGACCCCUCGACCUGCUCUCGAUACAAAGUUCCGCUCGCUCAUCUCUGCACCGGUCAGCUCGGCCUUCAGCCAAUUCGUGCACGUAUCAACGCUCUCGCCAAUCAUGUCACGUUCCGAAUCGGACGAACGCGAUAGCGCAUUUGCCUCUGGCAACGGCUCUGGACCGUCGCACGCAUCAGAGUACGUUCCCUCUCGUCUCGACCGACAUGGCUUGACACAUCCGGCAGAUGAUGCGCUUCGUGCCACACAAGACCGCUACAGAGAUCCAUAUCCAGAGCAAGAUCCAUAUGCAGGCGGCUCGCAACGCUUCAGAGGAGCACCAGUGAGCCCGUCCCAGGAACGCCAGUACCAGCACGAGCUCGAAAUGAUGAAGGCACGGGAAGAGCAAGAGCGAUUCUACGCCACGUCUUCGUCACGUGGUGGACGCGGUGCCCCAGAAGGCAACGAGGUGUAUGCCGGGGUCCCCGCCGCCAGCGCAGAAGCCAGCGGGUUCGGACCGCGAGCAUCUUCGAGCGAAAAACCGAACCUAGAAGGCUUCUCCCGGGUCGAGAACGGCAGGCGCUACCGCCUUGUUGUGGUGCAACAUCCGAGUCGAGCGCGAAUGUGCGGAUUCGGCGACAAGGAUCGACGUCCGCUCAGCCCAACCCUGCUGGUGAAGCUCGUCAUUACGGACGAGGCAACAGGCGACGAGAUAAGCCCUCUCGACGUCAACACGUCCCUCUUUCUUCUUGCCACCGACCUCUGCCACCCAGACGACCUGAUGCUCGCACCGCGCAACAUCCUCGUUCAUCAUCACGCCUCAUCUCUACCUGUCAAUCCGAUGCAACAGGGUGGUCACCACGGAUACUCACAGGACGAGUACGCCACGCCGCACGGAUCGAGCUACGGCAACUUCGCAGCCGAAGGUCCUUCGGAUGCCGACUACCGGGCUGGAGGCGGUUUUGGAGCGGGCAUUCCACGCUCGGGGUCUCCUUCCGGUGCUCCGGACGCACGCAGCUCUACGAACACACAAAUGUCGUUCGCGAGUAGUGGAGGCAACGUGAUCGCGGGUCAAGGCGAAUCGUACACGCGCAACCUGGUGGGCGCGGCGGUGGCGAGCGCGUCCGUGCUCAAGGACGAGCAGGACAAGUGGUGUACCUUCUUCGUCUUCCAAGACAUCUCGGUGCGUACUGAAGGCGUCUACCGCAUCAAGCUCAUGUUUGUCAAUCUCGAGGUCAACGGUCGCGUCGGCACGGGCGUCUCGGAGGCGCUCGCCGAAACCUACACCGAGCCGUUCACCGUCUACUCGCCACGGCGCUUCCCGGGCAUGCUGGAUCCAACGCCGCUCUCGCGCAAGCUCGCAUCACAGGGUAUCAAGAUCCCCGUGCGUAAUGACAAGAAGAAGCAGCGCCGACGCAAUGAUGACGGCGACAUGGGUGCAGAUGACGACGGGGGCUCAGGCGGCGACGACGACGAUGAUUAG